Molecule: messenger RNA, 3179 nt
Organism: Capsaspora owczarzaki ATCC 30864
Lineage: Eukaryota; Filasterea; Ministeriida; Capsasporidae
Exons: 2
Coding region: 137-3043 (968 amino acids)
Cellular component (GO): plasma membrane
Molecular function (GO): calcium-activated cation channel activity
Source: RefSeq, a predicted model, not a curated record
AAAACACUUUUUUUUUUUUUGUUCCUUCUUCCUGAGCUCCAAACUUUUAUUGUUGAGCUCUCAUCUGAAUUUGUGUGAAUUUGUGCUGUGAGGAAGGGACGGAAAGGGAAGACGUUGUGUGUGUGUGCCGUGGCUAAUGUCGUCAGGCGAGUGCAAUCUGAACACGACCGCCGAGCGGCUUCAGGACGGCGGCAUCCCUGCGACCCUCGCCAUCAACAUACCUGGAUUCGUGCUGCUCUUUGCCCUGUUCUGCUACUUUAACCGCGCGCCACGAGCGGCGGCGCAGACAUCUGAACGCGCGCCACUGCUGGACAGCCAAAGUCGGAGCUCGGCUGCGACGGCCACCGCGAGCACCAGCAGCAGCACCAGCACGCCGUCUGGCACGAGUGCAGCAGCAGCAACGCAGUACAGCAAGAAGCGGCCGAGCGCGCAGCGGCUGCUGUCGUACGACGAGACGGGCAGCUCAACCGGCCUGCUGGGACGCAGCCACGCUGCUGACGCUGACGCCGACGCCCAUGACCGACCAGCCAAUGCUGCUGCGAAUGCUGCGAAUGCUGGCGGCGGCAAUGGCAGCGCAGAGUCAAUGCUGCAAGACAGUCAAGACGACGACGACGACGACCAGCCUGACGAGACGGUCGUUGAGCUUGUCGACGAUCGCGACGCCCGCUUCUUCCAUGGCAUGGGCUACAUCUCAUGGAUUGGUCCGCUGAUCAAACGCACGGACGCCGAAAUGAGCAAGACCGCUGGCAUUGACGCAAUUCACUACUUGGUCUUCACCCGCGUCCUGCUCGUGUUGACCGCGGCGAUGGCCCUCCUGUCCACGGGCGUCGUGCUGCCAAUCAACUACCUCGCGUCAGACAGCUUCCACGGCUUUGCUGCAACCACCAUCUCCAACAUCCCGUCGAAUUCCAACAGCAUUUGGGUGCACGUUGUCUUUACCGGCGUUUACGCGUUUGGCACGUACUAUGCGCUGAGCCGCUUUUACGCAUGGGUGCAACGCACGCACCACCAGUGGCGCGUCGAGCGGCACGACACGGUCAUGAUUUCCAACAUUCCAAUCGAGGUGGGGCCCGAGAUUGUCCGACAGCAUUUUGGGUGGGCAUACCCUGAAGCAACCGUUCGGGACGUGCGCCUGGCCUACGACGUGCGGGAAAUUUCGUCCGUUUUCAAAAGGCUGCGCCAUGCUCGCCAUGCGCUUGAUCGUGCCGAGGGGCUGCGCCGACGCGACGGUGGAGACGGACCGACGUCGCGCAAGCCAAUGUUCUACGGCCCAGUCGUCAACGACAUUGAAUACUACCGCGAGGAAAUCCGUGCCCUGGAGGCCCAGGUGGAGUCUUGCAAACAGCGGCUCCAGGGCGCGUCGGCAGGCAUCGCGUUCGUGUCGUUCGAAGCACCAGAAAUGGCCGCAACCAUCAUUGCCCAACACCGCUCCGGCUGGCCCAAACACUCGAUGCACUCGGCUCUGCUCCGUCCGACGUCCUGGUUUGUGGAGCUGGCCCCGUUGCCGUCCGAUAUUCACUGGCCUGCCCUCGGAAUCAGCAAUUUCGCGUGGUACAUUCGGUUUUUGGUCGUCAACGCCAUCCUGCUGCUCUUCUUGCUCUUCUUUACCACUCCCAUCUCCCUCCUCUCCUCCUUGGAGCGACUGAGCAAAACAGAAGCCUUUUCGGGAAUCUCCGCCUCCAUCGCCGACUCGAGUUUCCUCACCAACUACCUCCCCACACUGCUGCUCUUCUUGUUUGCCCUGCUGCUCCCGCUCAUCAUCUUUUGGAGCACCGAGCUGGAGGAGCAUCGCACUCGAUCCAACAUGCACUUGUCUCUGGCGCGCAAGACCUUUGCCUACCUGGUCAUGUCCAUCCUGAUCCUUCCUGGGUUUCUGCUCACGAGCGCCGACGCCUUCAUUGAAAUCACCCUCGGCAAGAACGAAAGCUUGGUCGACAAGUUUGAGUGCGUCUUUUUACCCGACAAUGGCGCGCUGUUUGUCAACUACCUGCUCAUGGCUUCGCUGCUGGGUAUUCCGAUUGCCAUGCUCAACUUGCUGCCGCUCUUGGUUUUCAAGUACCGCGUGUGGCGCGCAGUGACAGCUUCGGAGCUUGCACGAGCCCAGCGGGCGAAAAAGCAAACUUUUUCCUACGGCGAAGAGUAUGCACGACUGGCGGCCAUUUUUUGCAUCGUUCUCGUGUUUAGCACCACCUGUCCCAUCAUUACCGUCAUCGGCGUCGUCUACUUUGGGCUCAAGUACCUGUCGGACAAGUAUGCACUGUGCUUUGUGCACAACCCCACGUUCACGAGCGACGGACGGCUCAUCAAGACCUCCAUCAACUUUAUUCUCGUGUGCGUCGUGAUAUUCGAGAUUAUUGUGCUCGGCUUUUUCAUUCUCAAGACGGAGGCAGCCUCGCCGAUUUCGCGCACGCUGCUGAUUGUGCUUGUCCUCACCCUCUUCCUCAUUGCGCUCAAAUUCUUCAAAGUCAGCUGCUACCCGCUGGUUGGCUUCCGUCCGCCCUCGAAGCAAGAGCGGAUGGCGCGGCAAUUGCGCGCUCCCGAGCAACCAAACGGGGCUCAGUCCGUUUCAGUGGCCGGCAGUGGAGUGAUUCCUCCGGCCGACGCCGACGAGGAUGCCCCAAGCGAUGUCGGCUCGGAAUCCGAUGACGACUUUAACGCAGAUUUGGCGUUUGCUGCGUCCGACGAUGAGGAAGACUAUGUCGCCCAAAAGCAGCAACGGCAGGCUCGGCAGCUCCAGCGUGCCGCUCGCCGCCAUGCCAAGGAGCAGCAGGAAGCCGAUAUGGCUGCCUCCGCCGCCGUGACUUCACGAGAGCACGAGCGGCCUUACGUUCCUCCAUUUAUGCUGAACUGGAGUGCCAAGGGCGAGUGGUCAUCGGAGCCCCGUUGGGAAAACUUUGGGGCUCAACAGCGUCCAGCGCAGCAGAUCCGGUCUCCCCCGCAGCCUGUCGUCACGACUCAACCCGCCAGCCGCGAUCUCACAAGUCCAGUUGUCAUUCCCCGUGACGACUCCCACGCAGAUGCGCACGAGUUGCAUCCCGAGUAGUGCGAGAGUGUUAAUUUUUGUUGAUGACGUAUGUUUUUGGCUUUGACGAGCGAUUCGUGCUGUCUUUGGUGCACAAAUUUGAUGAUUACAUGUUUUGAUGAAUGCAUGUUUUGAGGAAUAUAUGUUUUGAUGAAUA